AUGGCAUCGGGGUUUGUCACCAUGAGCCUCUUCUCAUGGGAGUCCAUCUGUGUUUUCCUGCUUUCCCAAGGAUUGUUUGAUCCCAUAGUUUUGCUGGUGUGGGGUAUACAGGAGAUUCAUGCUGACCAGGAGAUGAUCAGCAAGAUCUCAGCUGCUGGCCAGUUGAUGCAGUGCUCUGCUUCAUUAGAUGUCCUUUUCCUCUUGGAUGGCUCCUACAGCAUUGGCAAAGGAAGCUUUGAAAGGUCUAAGCACUUUGCAGGCAAGCUCUGUGAUGCCUUGGACAUCCAUCCAGACAGGGUCCGUGUGGGUUUGAUACAAUUCAGCUCAACUCCUCACCUUGAAUUCCCGCUGGAUUCGUAUCUAACCAAACAAGAACUGAAAGAGAGAAUCAAGAGGAUUGUGUUCAGAGGUGGGAGCACAGAGACAGGUCGGGCUCUGAAGUACAUUCUCCGCAAGGGAUUCCCUGGUGGCAGAAACUCAAGUGUCCCUGAAGUCCUGAUCAUCAUUUCGGAUGGCAAGUCCCAGGGCAGCACCGCGAUGCCUGCAAUGCAGGUGAAGGACAGACACAUCAGGGUUUUUGCAGUGGGAAUCAAGUUUCCAAGGUGGGAGGAACUGCACGUGCUGGCUAGCGAGCCCACUGAGCAGCAUGUGCUCUUCGCUGGUGAUGCUGAUGAUGCUGCCAAUGGCCUGUACAGCACCCUCACUGGCUCUGUCUGCAGCACCAGCGCUCCAGGCUGCAGAGUUGAAUCCCAUCCUUGUGAACGCAGCACCCUGGAGACUGUGAAAGAGCUGGCUGGAAACUACGUGUGCUGGAAAGGCUCAAAGCAGCCAAAUGCAGUGGGGGCUUUGCUGUGCCCUUUCUACAGGUGGAAAAGAGUCUUGAUAAAACACCCAGCCAGAUGCUUCCGAACUGUAUGUUCAGAUCCUUGUGACUCCCAGCCAUGCCAGAAUGGGGGCACGUGUGUUCCAGAGGGACUGGACAAAUACCACUGCCUGUGCCCAGUGGGGUAUGGAGGAGACAUCCACUGCGCACCAAAGCUGAGCCUGGAGUGCAGCGUGGAUCUCCUUUUCCUGGUGGACAGCUCGUCGGCAGUCACACUGGAAGGGUUCCUGCGCUACAAGGCAUUCCUCAAGAGGUUCCUCCAAGGAGUGAUGGGCCAGGACUCACCAGUGAACGUGGGGGUGGCCCAGUACGAUAACAGCGUUAGGAUACCCAUUGAAGUGGGACAACACAAGGAUGCAGUCAGUCUCAUGAAGAGGAUUGAUGCUUUGAAUUUCAGUGGAGGAGGAUCCCUGACAGGCAGAGCCUUGCAGUACAUUGCACAGCACGGUUUUAGGAGCACCGCAGCCUUCGCAGACAUGCAGGAUGAUAUCCCACGUGUGGUUGUCUUGCUCACUGACUCCAAGUCCCAAGAUCCAGUGGCAGAAGCUGCCAAGUAUGUGAGAGACCAAGACCUCUUCUUGAUUGGUGUAGGCAGCAGCUUCAUGAGAGCAGAGCUGGCCAAGGUGACUGGCAAUCCAAAGCAGACAAUUGUCUACUCUGAUCCUCAGGACCUGUUCAACAGGAUCCCGGAGCUGCAGAGAAGAAUCUGCAGUGUGGGCAGUCCUGGAGGCUGCCAGGCGCAGUCUCUUGACUUGGCAUUUGUGGUGGAUGCUUCAUCUGGAGUUGGCCUGGAGAAUUUCCUGCAGCUGAGGGCCUUUGUCAGGAGCAGCUGUUCACAUUUCAGCAUCAACCGGGAUGUCACCCAAAUUGCCCUUGUGGUUUAUGGCAGCAGAGCUCACACUGUGUUUGCUUUGGACACCCACACAAGCAAUUCUGCUGUCCUCCAAGCCAUCGACCAGGUGCCUUUCCUCAGGGGCUCGGGCUCUGCUGGCAGUGCCUUGCUGUACGUUUAUGGUGAUGUGAUGACGGUGCAGAAAGGAGCAAGACCUGGUGUCAACAAGGUGGUGGUGCUGCUCACAAGUGGAGGUGGCGUGGAGGAUGCAGCUGCCCCAGCUCAGCAACUGAGGCAUGAUGACAUCUUGGUGUUUGUGGUUGCCAUUGGGGAUGCACAGAGGGACAUGCUGCUGAGGGUUGCUGGGUCUCCCAACUACCUGGUCCACAUCUCCUCCUAUGAGGACCUGCAGUAUUACCAAGACCUUAUCAUUGAAAGAAUCUGUGAAGAAGCAAAAAGCCCUGUGAACCUGUGCAAGCCCAACCCAUGCAUGAACCAGGGCGUAUGUAUCCUUGGGCCUGGGAGCUACCGGUGUGAGUGCCACGGCUGGGAAGGACCCCACUGUGAGAGCAGAGUUCUCCAGGGUGAUUCUCCACGAUCCCCAGUCCUUCCUCCACACUCCCAUGUCCAGUGGACUCCAAGGGCUUUGCAGCACUUCUCCAGAGCCUCCCAGCACACCAGAAGACACAUGGAUCAUGGACACUGACACAGAUGCACCGAGUGCUCCAGUUCUCCAUCCAGGAACACUGCCAUUCUUAGGCACAACCUAGCAAGCCACCACUGUCCUUGGCAGUGACUGAGAUACUCCAGUACAGGGACUGUGCCGAGGCCAUUCCCAGUUUCUGCAUUGCACAAACUGGGCUUCCCAGUGCUCUCUUUCUUUUGUAAUUGCAGUAAAUAUUUGUGUUUAAGUAUUUA
Melopsittacus undulatus (budgerigar) is the source of this 2633-nucleotide messenger RNA. It is a transcript of the gene VWA2, whose product is annotated as von Willebrand factor A domain containing 2. The transcript is spliced from 14 exons. Gene Ontology annotation, cellular component: basement membrane. Gene Ontology annotation, molecular function: calcium ion binding. Bases 1 to 2421 code for a protein of 806 amino acids. NCBI's taxonomy places the organism in Eukaryota, Metazoa, Chordata, Aves, Psittaciformes, Psittaculidae. Gene Ontology annotation, biological process: calcium-independent cell-matrix adhesion. The record is from RefSeq and is a predicted model, not a curated record.